AUGGCUUCACUACCUGAAAAUCCAGUUACGCAAGCUAAACCAUUUCUUAAUUCUGCAGUUGAUUUCGGAGGUCCUUAUUACAUAACUUCGACCCGUCAUCGUGGUGUCAAAGCUUGCAAAGCUUAUAUAUGUGUUUUUGUAUGCCUUGUUACAAAAGCUGUGCAUUUAGAGCUGGCUAGCGAUCUAUCGUCGGAGACGUUUCUUUCUGCCUUGCAGCGCUUCGUUGCAAGAAGAGGAAGAAUUCAGACAAUUUUUUGUGACAACGCCACUAACUUCGUCGGAGCAAGUAAACAAUUAAAGCUGAUGCAAACUGCAGCUCAACAAGAAUUUAUCAAUUUUAAGUUUUCACCACCCUCUGGUCCCCAUUUCAACGGACUAGCAGAGGCAGGUAUCAAAUCCCUGAAACUCCAUUUAACAAAAGUAAUUGGCGAUCAAGUGCUUUCGUACGAAGAAUUCAACACCAUUUUGACGUUGGUCGAAUCCAGUUUGAAUUCGCGUCCGCUGACACUCUGUCCUCAGACAUUGAAAGUGUUGAUAUUUUGA
Messenger RNA from Harmonia axyridis, 543 nucleotides. RefSeq lists its product as uncharacterized. The transcript has a single exon. The record is from RefSeq and is a predicted model, not a curated record. Gene Ontology annotation, biological process: DNA integration. NCBI's taxonomy places the organism in Eukaryota, Metazoa, Arthropoda, Insecta, Coleoptera, Coccinellidae. The coding region runs from base 1 to 543 and encodes 180 amino acids. Gene Ontology annotation, molecular function: nucleic acid binding.